CUCCAACCCCGCUACCAUCACUACCGAGCCGUGUGGUACAAGUCGACGAUACACCUUUUCAUACCCUGCGUUGAUCUUCUUGUCCGUCCAGCCUCCCCGUUAUCGAUCAUGGGCCGGUAGUCGUCGUUGCCCGAACAUACACACGCACGUCGUAAUACACCAAGAGACGCCUCUCUGUGACCCAGCGUACAGCGUUCUCUCGAUCCGACGAUUUCGACACCUCCGACUCGUUAAGGCAUAGGGAGCCGACGUCUUACCCUUGCCAGGGAAAGAUGGACCCAGAUCCAAGCGUAGUCUCGCCUAUAGAUUCACAAGACGACACUUCAAUCAGCACCUCGUCCAGCAAAUCGGAUCGACGACCGGUCCUUCUCACUACCUAUGACCAAGGAUCAGAUAGCAUGGGGACGCACGAUGUUAAGCAGGAGCAGGAAAGGAUGGAGAGAAGGAACUCGAUAGUAGAUUCCGACUCGGGCAGGAUCUCACCGCCUCAAACGAAAGGCCAGUGGGACGCUUUCAUCAAGAGCUACCUCGACGACAGUCUUAUGCUCGAGCCGAAGUUGUUUAAGCAGGACACGGUCGAACCGACGAUUAUCACCUUGGAGCCCGUCGAUACUUCUGCCAUAGACCUCGAUCCUGUCUCUCCGGAAGUGGUACCUCCUACAAAUUCGACUACACCUCGUCCUGCUGAGACCUCGACUGCCCGUCCACCGGCUACCAUCGAUAUACCGAAAGGUCAGGCCGAGAAUGAACAGGACACAAAUGGGAACGCGGAGUCUCUGGAACAACGUCUCUUUUCUGUACACGGGGACGAUUUGACCAUGGGUGGUGGUGAGAACCGUCCAAGGGUCGCUGGACCGGAUACGCCGUUGCGGGAGGAAGAUGUCCAAUUCCCUACGGUCUCGCCCCGAGGGGCAGGUUCAGGAUCGGGUUCGGAUGAGCGGGGGGACAAUCAGGACCCCAACAUUCCCAACAUCGUCGCUGGGCAGGAGACGCAUCUGCCAGUAAAGAACAAGAGCAAGGCGUCCAGGCGCGAACGAUCGAGGCAGGGUGAUGAGAACGCCCUCGCUCAGGCUUUGGGUCAGGCGAAUGCGACGAGGUUGACGGCUGUCGGGGAGAACGGCGAACGUGAUGGCGAGGGAGGCACUCAUUCUGGAGAGUCGGUGGACAAGGUCAAAGUCAAGGCGGGAAGUGCUGAGAGUAGAGUACCCCCGGCCGCAUCGUCCCAAUCGUCGGCGACGCUCAGGCAAUCGACUGUGACGGGAGGUACCGCAUCGACUAUCCGAGGAGACCCUGUACAGACCUUUCCCCUCACAGGCAAGGGGCCUGUACAUCGCCUUCGACCCCCGACGAGCACGAUCAAUCGACCGGGAAUUAACCCGCUACAUCCUGGAGAUCUGCAAGAGGGUAACGGCGGCGGGACCCAAAGCACGGGGUCGGGAGAAUCCAGAAACGCCACGGCAUCGUCAUCGGCGAUGGAUUCGCAAAAUUCCAUCGGGUCCAAUACAGGUCUCCCGACGAUCAACAUGGGCGCUGCCGGAGCGAACGAGACGGACCGGGUCAGAGAAUUUUUUCAGAAAAACGGUUUCCUGUGUGCUCCCAAACAGCAGCCGGAGGCGGUUAGGCGGAGGUUGAGGAUGAUCAGGCGGCUAGGGCUUGAUAGACCUGGCCAGCCGAUAAGAAGGGAGACGCUCGACAAGUUCACUCGGCUGGCCUGUUCGGUGUUCAACGUCAAGAUCGCCGCCGUGACCAUCAUCGGCAAGCACAAUCAGCUGUUCGUCUCCGAGAUCGGGUUGGGACAGCACGAGAUGGACACCGACUUGGGCCUGUGCACCCACACGGCCCUGUCCGCUGGAGACUGUAUGCUCGUAGCGGAUGUCGGCAAAGAUUGGAGGUUUUCAAAACACCCACUCGUUUGUGGAGGAUCCGGACCGAUCCAGGCGUAUUGCGGAGCUCCUUUGAUCGUCACGCGGGGGAAAUAUCCGGUGACGAUCGGUUCAUUCUGCGUGAUCGACAUGAAACCUCGACCGGACUUUGGUGAACGCACCAAGGCGGUCAUGACGGAUCUCGCCGGGUGCGUUGUCGCCGAGCUCGAGCAGAUGUAUCAAGUCACCGAGAAUCAACACCAACAGUCGAUGCAUCAGGUGACGGUCGAUUUCUUGAGACAGUCUCUGCAGACCGGGACGGGAUCGAGGCGGGAGCUGAACCGCAAAGCAAAGACGGCAGCUGUCGCCGCUGGUAACGUCAAAGAUCGGACAUCAAUCGCCGAGGAAGGUGACGAGGACGAAACCAGUUUGGACCUCUUUCAAGAAGCCUGUCGAAUUGUACGCGAUACCCUACACGCCAACGCAUGUGCUAUCGUCGACGCUUCCAACUUUCACGUCUUUUACCCUAUCAACUCGGGCGGGUCCGCUAGAGGAAGUUCGUCCGGCGCUCCGACCGAUUCGGGUGGAGGUAGCAGUUCGCGAGACGAUACGUCGACUCUAGGAGGAUACUCGUCGGACGGUUCGUUCCUCGGUCUAAAUGCGGGAGACAGGCGGACAGCGAGGAAUCUGGUCAACCUGGUACCGAGAUCGCUGGCGCCGACCGUUCAGUUCGUGCCCAGGAGGCGGCGGAACGAGGCGUUACACAACGAUGAGUGGGCAGACGAUAAUGAAAAGAUCAGGAUGCUCGGCUCCGCGAUGUCGGAUGAUUCCUCGCAAUUCUACUUUCAGUCCCCCGAGGCCAAACGAGUCGUCGCCGAAUUCAUCUCGCUCAACCUCAAGUCGCGAAAGACCUGGUUCGAGAGGGAUGAUUCCAAGGCCAUCGCCAAUAGUAUCAACGCAGUAAUGCCGCCUGGUACUGCCUGCAGUCUAGCCAUGCCAAUAUUCGAUUACGAGGGACAGUGUGCCUUUGUGUUCGUAGCGUGCUGGACGGAUGAUCUCUACACGUAUAAUUCUUCGGCAUUGAGCUUUGUUGAAUCGAUUUGCGGCACACUGAUGGCAACAAGCCAACGAAAUCGAAUGGCAGCAGUAGAGCAAUCACAGCGUUUGUUUGCGAGCCUGGCCAACCACGAACUUAGAACGCCCAUGCAUCAAAUGUUGGCUAGCACAGCGCUGUUGCGCGACCUCGCCAAUCAAGCGGAACCUAUCAGUAACAAUGAGCUCGUCAUGUCCCGAGUGCUAAAACAGGAAAUCGGGGAACUUUGCGACACCCUUGAUUCGAGCGGUCGGACCUUGGACUCGCUGCUCAACGACGUGCUUGACUUCUUGGAUGUAGGCGGUGAACACGCCGAACAGCGAGACCUGACCAUGAAAGGCCCACAAAAAGCGUCUGAGCCAAUGGAGAGCGUACUCACCGAGGUUAUACGAGAAGCUUGGGAGAUGGAAGCCAGAACUCGAGGCGUAUCCGGAGGUGACAUGGACGACCUUGAAGUCUACCUGGAGAUUAUGCCACGAGAAACGGGGACAUGGCAACUUGACCGUGAUAAACUGCCAUUGCAACGGGCGGUGCUGAAGCUUCUCAUCAACGCAUUCCAGUGCACACCUCGCGGAUACAUCGCCGUCAUAUGCGAGGAUAUCUCCCGGAAAACCCAUGCGCCACGAGGUUAUCACGAGGCGCGGCCAACCACUAUGGUAUCGAUCACUAUCGAAGACAGCGGGAUCGGGAUGGAACAGGACUUUGUCGACAAUCACAUCUUCAAGCCUUUCGCCAAAGCCAAUGUUCAUGCGAAAGGGGCCGGUCUCGGAGUCCCGCUCGCAUCACGAAUGAUCGACCUCAUGGGCGGGUCCAUCAUGUUUCAAAGCGCAGUUGGAUCGGGAACAUCGGCCAAGAUAGAGGUACCGCUGUCCAUUGACACCGAAGGCGAUGGCACUGCAGAGGAAACAGAUUCAAACGAGGUGCGCGUACAUCUGCUGGGAUUCAAGAGCAAGGAUGGGUUGGCACUGGCGCACAUGGCGGCAAGCAUGAAGCGGCAGCUACGAGCGUCGCAGUGCGACGUGGUUCGCAGCCUGUCCGAAGCGGACGCUGUGGUCAUAGAAGAAGCGUGUGAUCUGGAGCCAUAUGAGAGCGAUCUCUUGGCUUUUACCAAAGUACACCAUAGACAGAUCGUAAUGUUUGGCUCGUCGACAUCGCCAAGGCGGACGGACCCACCCGGUUCGAUACAACUAGGCGGGGAGGAGGUCCCAGUUUGCUGGGUCUUUAGGCCUCUAUUGCCUGCCGUUAUCGACCGUAUCAUCACGGCCACUCGCUCUCGAUCAUGGGACGAAAGACCGGCAGGUCAGAGCGCUCAUCCGAAGAAGGGCCAGAUGAUCAACCCGGACUCGACUACGACGGAAUCCGAUAGCGACGCGGAACAAAAGCCGAGGAUAGAACAACAGCCUCAAGCCGUCAUGCCUGAACCCGCGAUGAGCGAUCCUAAUCUCGCCGACCUGAAACACACGCGGCCAGAGAUGACGGAGCGUAGCGAAACUUCCAAGUCUCUUGCGUUUUCACACGCGAAAGAGACCGAGAAAAGCCAGGCAGAAUCGACGGAGCUGCAGGCGGCUUUCAAAGUUCUGGUCGUCGAGGACAAUGUUGUGAACAGACGAUUACUUGUAGGAGCCCUCAAGAAAAUGGGUAUUCACGUCGCGGAGGCCGUGGACGGGGAAGAUGGCAUCUCUGAAUACACCCUGUUCAAGCCUGGUCUUGUUCUGCUCGACAUCAACAUGCCUCGGAAGAACGGUUUCGAGGCUGCGAUCGCCAUUCGGGCAUAUGAGCAGGAGAUGAAGUGGCCCCGCUGCAAGAUCAUUGCCGUCACCGCUCUACAAGGUCCACUGAAUGAGCAGAGGGGGUUGAUCGAAGCUGGGAUCGACGAAUGGAUCACAAAGCCCGUCAGCAUCAGACGACUACGUCAGGACGUCUCCGACCUUCGCAAAAAGUAUCAGGCUUCAGCAUGAGUUGAGGGGUGAAUCGACGACCGCCAACCAAGAAUACAUCACAUCACACAUCACAAAUAGAUCACGAUCUGAGACGUGCACACGCGUGGAGUUGUAUAACGCGGACAGCCGCAGAAUUUGCACAUGGUUGUAUUAUGGCUAAUCGGGGGGAUCGGAGCAUGAUUGCAGCAUCGAAUAACGUACACGCAGAU
Messenger RNA from Filobasidium floriforme, 5104 nucleotides. RefSeq lists its product as uncharacterized. NCBI's taxonomy places the organism in Eukaryota, Fungi, Basidiomycota, Tremellomycetes, Filobasidiales, Filobasidiaceae. The transcript has 17 exons. Gene Ontology annotation, biological process: phosphorelay signal transduction system; protein autophosphorylation. The record is from RefSeq and is a predicted model, not a curated record. Gene Ontology annotation, molecular function: protein binding; phosphorelay sensor kinase activity; histidine phosphotransfer kinase activity. The coding region runs from base 273 to 4913 and encodes 1546 amino acids.